AUGACCCAAACACAACAGCCAAAAGUCGCCAUCAUCGGUGCUGGUCCUGGCGGCCUCACUUUGGCUCGUUUCCUUCAUCUCGCCAAUAUCCGCUUCACGAUCUUUGAAUCGGACCAGUCGGUAGACUCUCGCAGGGUCACUGGCGGCAUUCUUGAUCUCCACAAAUCGACGGGACAACGGGUCAUCAAGGAGGCAGGCCUUUGGGAAGAAUACGAAAAACAUGUCUCCUAUGAGGCAGAGGAUCUCAUCAUUGCUGAUCGAAACAAUCAAAUUUUGCUAGACUCCAAAGGCCAAACUAAAGGACGGCCUGAGAUUGACCGACCAGCAUUGCGUGACUUGCUUUUGUUCUCUAUCCCGCCAGAGAACAUCCGCUGGAAUAACCGCCUCAAGCAUGUGGAUGAGGAUGGAACCUUGCAUUUUGCCCAUGGAAAGGAGUCCGGCUAUGAUCUGAUCGUGGGUGCAGAUGGUGUUUGGUCCAAGGUUCGCCCAGUCGUCAGCCAGAUCGCACCGUUUUAUUCUGGCACCACAGGGUUCGAGCUCUGGAUUACCAACCCAGUUGCAAUCGAUGAGGAUAUGGAUUCCAUGCUAGGCAAUGGCUCCUACUUUGUGUACGGAGGAGAUGAUCGGGUCUUGAUGGCUCAGCGCCAAGGAGACCGCUCGGUCCGUGUUUAUGCCUUCAUCCGCAGGCCUGAAAGUUGGAUGAAGACUGGUGGUCUGGACUUCACCAACCGCCAUGCCAUCAAAGGCUUCCUCCUCGAUGAAUUCAGAGCCUGGAGUCCGGAGCUUCUGCGACUGAUCUCUAAUUGUGACGGCGAAAUCAUCCCCCGUCCGCUAUACAUGUUUCCCGUUGGCAUUCGCUGGCCACACAAGGAACGCUUCACUCUUUUGGGAGAUGCAGCCCAUGCCAUGACACCCUUCGCAGGUGAAGGCGUUAAUACCGCCAUGUUUGAUGCCUACAAGCUCGCACAAGCCAUCAUCGCAACUCCCCGGGAUCUCGACCACGCAUCUAACAUCUAUGAGAAGGGCCUGUUCCCUCGCGCUACCAAGGUUCAACAGGCAACUUGGGAGGAGCUCCUCUGGACGUUUGAGAAAAAUGCAGGCCCUCGCCUAGCAGAUCGGAUUACUUACUUGAUUGAUAUGCAUAGCAAAGGUCUCCCUGUUACGGAAGGCAUGGGAGCAGAUAACUCCAUGGAUGAUUAG
This is a messenger RNA of Penicillium crustosum, 1200 nucleotides long. RefSeq names its product FAD-dependent oxidoreductase. The record is from RefSeq and is a predicted model, not a curated record. The transcript has a single exon. The coding region runs from base 1 to 1200 and encodes 399 amino acids. Gene Ontology annotation, molecular function: FAD binding. NCBI's taxonomy places the organism in Eukaryota, Fungi, Ascomycota, Eurotiomycetes, Eurotiales, Aspergillaceae.